Molecule: messenger RNA, 3225 nt
Organism: Aspergillus novofumigatus IBT 16806
Lineage: Eukaryota; Fungi; Ascomycota; Eurotiomycetes; Eurotiales; Aspergillaceae
Product: exportin CRM1
Exons: 11
Coding region: 1-3225 (1074 amino acids)
Biological process (GO): ribosomal small subunit export from nucleus; ribosomal large subunit export from nucleus; protein export from nucleus
Cellular component (GO): nucleus; cytoplasm
Molecular function (GO): small GTPase binding; nuclear export signal receptor activity
Source: RefSeq, a predicted model, not a curated record
AUGUCUGUUUCCAUACAAGAAUUGGACAACACUGUCCGGGCCUUCUACGAGGGCAAAGGGGAUUUGGUGAGGCACCAUAAUGAUUCCGGCCAAUAUGUACGAUUUGCUUCUAGAGCUUGGAUUGCUAACUUCACAAUGCGACUUUCCGUUCAGCAAAAGCAAGCCCAGCAGACUCUAACAGAAUUCAAACAAAACCCGGACGCUUGGUUGAUCGUGGGUAAUAUACUCCAAGAAUCAUCGUAUCUGCAAACAAAGUACCUGGCGCUGCAGGUUCUUGACGAUGUGAUUAUGACCAGAUGGAAAGUUCUACCAAGAGAGCAAUGUCUCGGCAUACGAAAUUUCAUCGUCAACUUCAUUAUCGAAAACUCCAAGUCAGAAGAAAAGCUCAGGAGUGAACGCGCAUUUUUGAAUAAGCUCAACCUGGUCCUCGUUUCUAUCCUGAAGCAAGAGUGGCCUCACAAUUGGCCGACUUUCAUCAAUGAAAUAAUCUCGUCUUGUCAUACGAGUCUCUCUAUCUGCGAAAACAACAUGGCCAUCCUUCGCUUGUUAUCAGAGGAAGUAUUUGACUUCUCGCAGGAUCAGAUGACUUCUAUCAAGGCCAGAAAUCUCAAGACUUCCAUGACACAGGAAUUCUCAUCCAUCUUCCAGUUGUGCUCUGAAGUUUUGAAUACAGCAAACCAGCCGAGUCUGAUCAAAGCCACAUUAGAGACUCUCCUUCGAUUCCUGAAUUGGAUACCCCUGGGAUACAUAUUUGAGACCCCCAUCAUCAACACCCUCUUAACUCGUUUCCUGGACGUUCCCGACUUCCGGAAUGUGACAUUGAAGUGUCUCACCGAGAUUGGGGGACUGCAAAUCGGCAACCCUUACAAUUACGAUGAAAGAUUGGUUCAAAUGUUCACUGAGACAUUGACCAUAGUCUCGAAGACCAUUCCACUCUCCAUGGAUUUAAAACAGACAUACGCCAAAAGCAAUUCGAGGGAUCAGGAGUUCGUCCUCAACUUAGCGCUGUUCCUCUCCAGCUUUUUCAGCGCUCAUCUAAAUCUCAUUGAGAAGUUACCGAAUCGGGACUAUCUCACUCAUGCCCAUUUUUACCUUAUCCGUAUCAGUCAGAUCGACGACAGAGAGGUCUUCAAAAUUUGUCUGGAGUACUGGACGAGACUAGUGCAGGAGCUGUACGAGGAGAUGCAACAACUUCCAAUCACAGAUAUCAAUCCUUUGGUUAGUAUGGGUGUUAGUGGGUUGUCAAACGGAGGGGCACCGCACCCUAGCACCCUUGCCAAUUAUCCCCUUCGCAAGCAUAAGUACGAGGAGGUCCUGUCAAACCUUCGCACUGUGAUGAUCGAGAAAAUGGUCAGGCCAGAAGAAGUCUUGAUUGUUGAAAACGACGAGGGCGAAAUUGUUCGCGAAUUCGUCAAAGAAAGCGACACGAUUCAGCUCUAUAAGACAAUACGGGAAUGUUUGGUCUAUCUGACACAUCUUGACGUCGUUGAUACCGAAAAUAUCAUGAUCGAGAAGUUGGCUAAACAGGAGACGGAGAAGCGCUUCCUUGUCACUGUGAUCAAGGACCUUCUGGGUCUCACGGAAAUGAAGCGAGGAAAAGACAACAAAGCGGUCGUCGCCAGUAACAUUAUGUAUAUUGUAGGGCAGUAUCCGCGUUUCUUGAAGGCCCAUUGGAAAUUCCUGAAGACGGUCGUCAACAAACUGUUUGAAUUUAUGCACGAAACACAUGAAGGUGUCCAAGACAUGGCGUGCGAUACAUUUAUCAAGAUUGCAAACAAGUGCAGACGCCAUUUUGUCGCCCUUCAGCCUGGGGAGAACGAGCCAUUUAUCGAGGAGAUUGUUCGAAACAUGAGAAAGAUCACCUGUGACCUUUCACCACAACAAGUUCACACUUUCUACGAAGCGUGCGGCUAUAUGAUUUCUGCCCAAGGCCAGAAAAGCCUCCAGGAUCGUUUGAUUGAGAACUUGAUGUCCCUUCCCAACUCGGCGUGGGAUGCUAUUAUAGCCCAGGCGAAUCAAGACCCGUCCAUACUCCAGGAUGGAGAAACGAUAAAGAUCAUCGGCAACAUUAUGAAGACGAAUGUUGCAGCAUGUUCCUCGAUUGGCACUUACUUUUAUUCCCAGAUUGGUCGCAUCUACCAUGAUAUGCUGAACAUGUAUCGGGCUUCCAGUCAACUCAUUAACGAUGCUGUUGCGCACGAUGGCAACAUCGCCACCAAGACCCCGAAAGUCCGAGGGCUUCGGACCAUCAAAAAGGAGAUUCUUAAGCUAAUCGAUACCUAUGUGCAGAAAGCUGAUGAUCUGGAGAUGGUCAACGCUAACAUGGUUCCACCUCUUCUGGAGGCUGUUCUGGUGGACUAUAACCGAAAUGUUCCCGACGCGCGGGAAGCAGAGGUGCUGAACGUCAUGACCACAAUCGUUCAUAAAUUACAUAGCCUUAUGGAAGACAAGGUUCCUUUAAUCAUGGAGAGCGUGUUCGAAUGCACCCUCGAGAUGAUCAACAAAGACUUCCACGAGUAUCCAGAGCACCGUGUGCAGUUCUUUAAAUUGCUCCAAGCGAUCAAUCUAUACUGUUUCCCGGCGCUACUCAAACUUGAUGCCACGCAAUUCAAGUUUGUGAUCGACUCUUGCAUGUGGGCCAGUAAACAUGACAAUCGCGAAGUGGAAAAUACCGGCCUUACAAUGUGCCUCGAACUGAUGAAUAAUAUGGCCGAGACCGAUACGCAAACAUCGAGUAUUUUCUUCCGCCAAUUUUUCAUUCCAAUUCUUCAAGACGUCUUCUUUGUCCUUACCGACAGCGAUCACAAAGCAGGGUUCAAAUCUCAAGCAAUGCUACUGUCCCGUAUGUUCUACUUCAUCGAAUCCGGGAAGGUCCAAGAACCCAUCUAUUCCCCCGAACAAGCGCCGCUCGGGACAUCCAACAAAGACUUCUUGCAAGAAUACGUUGCCAACCUCUUGCAAAAUGCUUUCAAAAACCUUCAGGAGAUACAAAUCAAGCAGUUUGUAGUUGGCUUGUUUACCUUCAAUGAUGACUUCAACAAGUUCAAGACUCAUUUGCGGGAUUUCUUGAUCUCUUUGAAAGAGUUCGCAGGUGAUAAUGCGGAACUUUAUGCAGAGGAAAGAGAGCAGGCUCUGCGGGAUGCGCAGGCAGCAGAACGAGACCGGGCAAUGAGAGUUGGAGGACUUUUGAAGCCGUCUGAAAUGGAUCAGGAGGAUGAGCUCUGA